AUGGCAUAUGGUUGUGCGGCUGAUGCGGUUGAUGAAUACCUCCGGCUUGGUGAAAGCACCGCAAUUUCUUGCUUGGAAAAACUUCUUGAUAAGGGAGAAGAACGCGGAUUUCCCGGGAUGAUAGGAAGCAUUGAUUGUAUGCACUGGGAGUGGAAAAAUUGUCCAACCGCUUGGAAAGGGCAAUACACACGUGGAUCUGGCAAACCAACAAUCGUUUUAGAGGCUGUAGCUUCAUAUGAUCUUUGGAUAUGGCAUGCAUUUUUUGGACCUCCAGGUACAUUAAAUGAUAUUAAUGUACUUGAUCGCUCACCGGUUUUUGAUGACAUAUUACAAGGUAAAGCUCCAAAAGUGAAAUACUUUGUCAACGGACGACGAUAUAAUUUGGCAUACUAUCUCACGGAUGGAAUUUAUCCUGACUGGGCUACAUUUAUCCAAUCUAUUCAAAUGCCUGAAAGUGAGAAAGCAAUCUUAUUUGCUCAACGUCAAGAAGCAGCCCGUAAAGAUGUCGAACGUGCUUUUGGAGUUCUGCAAGCUCGUUUUGCUAUUGUCAAAAACCCUGCUCUUAUUUGGGAUAAAGAAAAAAUAGGCAAGAUUAUGCGAGCUUGUUUAAUUCUUCACAACAUGAUAGUAGAAGACGAACGAGCUGGAUACACUCAGUAUGAUGUAGACUCAUUCACACAACUAGAAGCAACCAGAACUUCACAAGUGGAUUUAACGUACGAGACAGAUAGGCCUACAAAUAUCGGAAAUCUGAUGGGAAUUCGAAAUUCAAUUCGUGAUCAAACCAAGCAUGAUCAAUUGAAAGCAGAUUUAGUAGAGCAUCUAUGGAACAAAUUUGGGACAAAUCCAAAUUACGGUUUAUGA
Messenger RNA from Eutrema salsugineum, 864 nucleotides. Its product is annotated as putative nuclease HARBI1. The transcript has a single exon. Lineage: Eukaryota; Viridiplantae; Streptophyta; Magnoliopsida; Brassicales; Brassicaceae. The record is from RefSeq and is a predicted model, not a curated record. Bases 1 to 864 code for a protein of 287 amino acids.